This is a messenger RNA of Cuscuta europaea, 1251 nucleotides long. Lineage: Eukaryota; Viridiplantae; Streptophyta; Magnoliopsida; Solanales; Convolvulaceae. The record is from the annotation of a GenBank genome assembly.
UACUUCUAUUUCGAAAUAACAACAUAGUCAUUAUAUUUUGAAAUUCCAAAUCUAUUUUGAGAGAUCACGAGGAGAUCUCCCAUAAACUAAAACUAAAGUGAACUUAAGGGAGAGCCGACGAGAGGUGGAGAGAUCAUGGAGGAGAUAGGCUUUUUGGGGAUCGGAAUAAUGGGGAAAGCUAUGGCCAUGAACUUGCUCCGCCAUGGCUUUAAGGUCACUGUUUGGAAUCGCACUCUUUCCCGGUGCGAUGAGUUAGUCGAACAAGGAGCUUCUUUGGGAGAAUCUCCUGCAGCAGUAGUUAAAAAAUGCAAAUAUACAAUUGGAAUGCUGUCUGACCCUUGUGCUGCUCUCUCGGUGGUUUUUGACAAAAACGGUGUUCUUGAGCAAAUAUGUGGCGGAAAGAGUUAUAUAGAUAUGUCGACUGUUGAUGCAGAUACUUCUUCAAAAAUAAAUGAGGCAAUUAUCUCUAGAGGUGGUACUUUCCUUGAAGCUCCGGUCUCAGGCAGCAAAAAGCCUGCUGAAGAUGGGCAGUUGGUUAUCCUAGCCGCUGGGGAGAAGGAUUUAUAUGGGCAAGCGCUUCCUGUUUUUGAUGUCUUGGGAAAGAAAUCAUUUUUCUUAGGACAGGUUGGAAAUGGUGCAAAAAUGAAACUUGUUGUGAACAUGAUAAUGGGCAGCAUGAUGAAUGUAUUUUCAGAAGGACUCGCGCUGGCUGACAAAAGCGGAUUGGAACAGCAAACUCUCCUUGAUGUGUUGGAUCUUGCAGCGGUUGCUAAUCCAAUGUUCAAGAUGAAAGGACCUUCCAUGAUAAAAAACAAUUACUCCCCGGCAUUUCCUUUGAAACAUCAACAGAAAGACAUGAGGCUGGCUUUGGCCCUUGGGGAUGAAAAUGCUGUUUCAAUGCCUUUGGCUGCUGCUGCAAAUGAGGCAUUCAAGAAGGCCAGAAGCUUGGGUUUGGGGGACCUUGACUUUUCAGCUGUGUAUGAGACUGUGAAGCAUGCCCAUACUUGACUCUGCAAUUUGAUUUGGACGAGGAUCUCACGGAAAGCAAUAAGACAUUACCCUAUAACACUUUAACCCUUAAUGUGCACUCUUAUGUUUAUGUCAUUUCUGUCUGCUUCUGAUUGAACUCAUUUUGUGCAAUUCGAGAAAAUCUGUGUAAUCUUUUGCAUUGUUCAUUCAUUUGGUCAAAUUAUUCAAGGCAAACAACCAGUGUCUGUACAUAUGGUAUUGUUACACAAAAAUAUUAAUGCA